AUGGUUAGAUUGAAAAGUAGAUAUGUUUUAUUUGAAGUCAUAUAUCCUUCAAAUAAAUUAUCAUCAAAUGAAUCCUUAGAGAAUCCAAUAUUAAUUGGUCAUAAAUCUUCGCCUGAAAUUAUAUCAGGAAAAUUAAUAUUACAAGAGAUACGACGUUCUUUGCAAUUACAUCUAGGGGAUUAUGGUUAUGGGAAAGUUAAUUCUUUAUUACAGUUAAAAUAUUUUUCUAAUAAUACAUCUACUGGUAUAUUAAGAUGUCAUAGAGAAGAUGUUGAUUUAUUAUUAGUAUCAUUAUUUUAUAUUAAUAAAUUAAGUAAUAUUGAGAAUGAUAUUAAUUUCAUAAUUAACCCAGUUAAAAUUAGUGGAACAAUCAAAAAAAUCGAGCAAUAUGCAAUGAUUAGAAGUAAUAGAUUAUUAGAAUCAUUAAAGAAAAAUAAUAAUAUUAAUAAUGAUAAAUUUAAAAUUUUUCUUUCAAACGAUUUUCAAAAUGUUAAUGAAGAUAAUGAUAAUAUUGAAUAA
Maudiozyma saulgeensis is the source of this 519-nucleotide messenger RNA. The record is from the annotation of a GenBank genome assembly. Lineage: Eukaryota; Fungi; Ascomycota; Saccharomycetes; Saccharomycetales; Saccharomycetaceae.